AUGAGUAAUCUUCAAACCGAAACGUUGUUACCGCCCGAUGCUAGCCAUCUCUCUUCUCUUGUGAGUGGCUCAUCAAAUGCUGCGGAAAGUAUUUUUCUCCAACCUGCUGUGCACUUGAGUGAGGACACCAUCAUUUCAGAGUUUUCUGCUUCUAUCAAGGCCGAAAAUGCUGAAAAGGCUGAUCAUCCACACCAAAACGGAAAAUCAACACAAAAUAACGGCCAUGAUGAACAAGAGGCCCUAUCCGUUCUUUCAUCAUCACACUCCAGCCAUGAUGUGGAAGACGCUCUUCUGUUACAGGAAUUAUCAAAAGCAAGUAGAUCACCUUCGGUAUCAACCUCCAACGGAACCUCUAGCAAUAUGUCUACACCAUCAUUUGAUAAGCCGUUAAAGAUGAAGCUGAAGGAAGAAAAUGUAAAAUUACCGAAAAAAAAGAGAAAAACCUAUUUAGACGAAAUCCAACAAAGCAACGGCAAACAAAAACCAACAAGCGACGUAGAUGACGAAAGAGAGGCUCACAAUGAUAGAAACUUUGAAUACGUCGAAGAAAAUAUUUAUUUAGGAGAUUCCACAGUAUUUCAAUGGAAAAAUUUGUUUGAUGACGAUAUUAUUAUGUGUAUGUGUGGACCCAAUAGAAAGAGUGGAGAAGUUGGUGGUGAUGAUCAUUGCGGCGAGUCAUGUGUGAAUAGAGUGCUGUGCAUGGAAUGUGUGUUGGGACAUUGUGCAUGUGGAUCUAAAUGUACAAAUAACAGAUUUCAGAAAAAGAGCUGGAAAAAAAUCGCUGUUAAAAGAGCAGGUGAGAAAGGCUAUGGAAUAUUUGCUCACGAACGCAUCCCUAAAGGAAGUUUUAUUAUUGAAUAUGUAGGUGAAGUGCUUGAUGAGAAAAUUUACAAGCAACGCCAAGAAGCGUAUGACGGAGAACGCCAUUAUUAUUUUCUUUCUGUUGGUCCUAAUCAAAUCAUUGAUGCCUCUAAAAAGGGAAAUAACGCUAGGUUUAUCAAUCACAGUUGUGAUCCAAACUCUGUUUUACAGAAAUGGACCGUCGGUCAUCAAUCUAGGAUAGGUGUGUUUGCCUUAAGAGACAUUGAAAAGGGAGAAGAAAUAACAUUUGAUUAUGCUAUGGAAUGUUAUGGUGUUUCCCUUCAGAAAUGUUAUUGUGGAAGCAAAAAUUGUAGAGGUACCAUUACAUCAAAAGAAGCAGCAUCCUUGCUUGAUUUAAAGGAGAAGAAUUCAAACCUUGACAAGGAACGUAACAAGAGAAUCAAAAAUCACAAACUCGAGUCUAAGUUUAAGCAAAGAACUCUAUAUACUUUGAAAAUAUUGGAAGAUAGCAACAAGCUUCCAAAAGAUGUACAGGACGCCGCUGACUUUGGAAAUGUCUGUCUUUUGAGAAACAUGAGAAAGGCCCAACAAAAAAGAUUUAGACAAUUUCUUUCUAUCGAAAAACAAAUUUCAGAUCAAUUUAAACAAAAUCUGGAAGAAGAAAAAGAUGAAUUUGGUCUCACUGAAUAUGAAAGAGCUCAAAUGACGAAAAUUUAUGAGCAAAUUCAAAAAGGUAAUAUCAAUAAUCUCAAUGUUAGAGGUUUCAACUAUAGAAGAUGCAAAACAAGAUCAAAGGACGCUACUACCGUUCCAGAAGUUCAGACGUCUGUUGUUUCUAAUGAUAAACCUAGAGUAUCAGUACGAGGUCGAAAGAAGAGUACUGACAAGAUGGAAGAUGAAGCCCCUAAAAAACGAAGAGGCAGGCCACCUAAGAGAAAGAUUGAAGUAGAAAGUGACGAGGAGUCUUCUGAAGACGACGAACAAGACGAAGAAGAACUUUCAUCAUCAGAUGAUAGCGAUUUGUCAUAUGACGAAGAAUCUGAAGAAGAAGAGGAAACUUCCACAAGACGAAAAAAGAAGGCCACUAGCAGCUCAUCUUCAAAUACACAAGGCACCACCAAACGAAAGGUUGGUCGACCAAGAAAACAUCCUCUUCCAGAAAAGCCAGAGGAAGGUAAAAGAAAAGUUGGUAGACCAAAGAAGAACAUUUCACAGCCCGUUGUUCCAACCCCAACUGAUGCUAAUAAGCCCAGCAGUGAACCACCUGCCUCAGCUCCAGUCAAACGAAGAGUUGGUAGGCCAAGAAAAGAAGAGGUAUUGGCAAGAGAGCGAGAAGAAAAAGAAAGAAAACGAAAAGAAAAGGAGCAACGCGAGUUGCAGAAAAAGAAAGAGGCUGAAUCAAAUCAGAUGACUGUUAGCGACUCUGAUUCGGCAAGCGAAGAAGAACCACCAAAACGAAAAGUAGGUCGUCCAAAGAAAAAUACUACAACCCCUGCAUCGAGUGCUGCCAGUACAUCAUCAAAAACUGAAGAAAAAACAGCCAAGAGAAAAGUUGGUAGACCAAAGAAAGAAGAGACCUUAGCAAAAAGUACAACUGUAUCAUCUUCCAAGCCAACUACAAUUAUUCCUCAAGAUCAAAACAAAAUUAAGCCAACCGUAACUUUAGAGACUACAAAGAAAGAAGUCAAGUCAACUACAGAUUCCAAAGUCACAACUUUGAUUACAACCCCAACAUUGACAUCUGCUCAAUCACCCAUGAAGUCAGCUUCUUUAAAAAUUCAGAAUCCUUUCUCCACUUCUUCAUCUAGCUCUACUGCCACAUUAACGACGGCCUCAACUCCAACAAAGAAACCUAUUACAGAGACAAAGAAACCAGCUCAAACUCCUUCAAAAGCAAGUAGCAGUAACACAACAACUCCUUCAUCAACCGUCACAAACGAAACAAAGAAUGAGACUAAAGAUACAAACACCGAAAAAUCAGUGUCACAACAACCAGUGAAGAGAAAGGUUGGUAGACCAAAGAAAGAGGAAGUAUUAGCUCGAGAAAAACAAAAAGAACAAGAGCAGAAAGAGAAGAAACAGGAGCAAGAAAAGCCAUCCGAAGACAAGCCUGUAGUUAAAAGACCAAGAAAAAUUGUACACAAUAAUGCGUCGUCGAGUAGUAAUACUACCAAAGAUCAAUCAAGUUCCAGCGACGAAGAAUCAUCUUCAUCCUCUGAGGAGGAGAAGCGAACUGUGAAGAGAAAAGUUGGUCGACCAAGAAAGGAUGAAAACUCCUCACAACAACCUAAACGAAAAGUUGGCAGGCCAAGAAAAGAUCAAUCAAACACCAACGAGGCAAGAACAGCUAAAAAAUUAGGAAGACCACGAAAAGUAAUAGAAUCUUCUUCAGAAUCAUCCUCCUCAGAAGAAGAGGAUGAAACCUCCAACGCUCAACAAACUGAGCAAGAUGCAGACAUUGAGGUUGCAAGGAAAUUCAACAUUAGGUUGAGUAAGGUGAAGGCCUAUCAAGGAAUAAGCACUUCAAUGCCAAAGAGAAAGUACACCAAGCAGGCUGACAGGAAUAAUGAGCAAUAA
Naegleria lovaniensis is the source of this 3399-nucleotide messenger RNA. RefSeq lists its product as uncharacterized. Gene Ontology annotation, cellular component: nucleus; chromatin. The transcript has 2 exons. Lineage: Eukaryota; Heterolobosea; Eutetramitea; Acrasida; Naegleriidae. The record is from RefSeq and is a predicted model, not a curated record. Bases 1 to 3399 code for a protein of 1132 amino acids. Gene Ontology annotation, biological process: regulation of DNA-templated transcription. Gene Ontology annotation, molecular function: protein binding; DNA binding; histone H3K36 methyltransferase activity.